CAGAAACGUAUUCAUCCACUCGGGAUAGGGUGAGAAACGUAGUGAACCAUCGUUGUUUUCUAUUUGGGUUGGUGCAGAUGUCAUAUGGCCAGCCAUGCAUUUUAUCACAUUAUUUUUGUGGCGCGCGUCUGAGAAACGGUUUGAUGUGCCUAUUUCCUUUUUUUCCUGCAAUAGUUGUGGCAAUAUAAAACCCAAUAAAUUGCAAACACCGAGUUAUCAAGGUUUCUUCAUAUUAUUUCACCCUCCCCCACCUUUUGUGUUUUCAAUAUACUCGAUAUUUUCCAUAUUGCAAUUUUCGUGCUUCAUCUAUUAUCAUUUAUUUUUAUAUAACCUAUUCAGUACUCGUUCUUACUUUCUACCAGCCGCAAACUAAUAAACUAAAAAAGUAUCUUUCUUUUUAUUUUACUAUAAGUUUCCACGUAACCAUGUCUCCGGCAAUCAUGAAAGGCUCAACGUCAAGCUGAAAAAUGCGUUUUCCAAAUACAAACAUUCAGCAGGUAUUCGAUUAUUGGCACUGC
Molecule: messenger RNA, 518 nt
Organism: Kickxella alabastrina
Lineage: Eukaryota; Fungi; Kickxellomycota; Kickxellomycetes; Kickxellales; Kickxellaceae
Exons: 2
Coding region: 95-373 (92 amino acids)
Source: RefSeq, a predicted model, not a curated record